AUGAAUUUGUCUCCCCGAGAGGUUGAUAAGCUGCUCAUCUCGCAAGCGGGCCUUCUCGCCCAGAGACGGCUCGCUCGAGGCGUCAAGCUGAACCAUCCGGAGGCAUUGGCCCUGAUAGCCAACGUCCUCCAAGAGCUGAUCCGCGAUGGCAACCAUUCCGUCGCCGAUCUCAUGGCCCUCGGCGCCACGCUGCUCGGCCGCCGACAUGUCUUGCCAUCUGUCCCCCACACCCUGCAUGAGCUCAUGGUCGAAGGGACCUUCCGCAAUGGCACGUACCUCGUCACUGUACACAAUCCCAUUGCCAGCGAUGACGGCGAUCUCGAACUGGCCCUGUAUGGCUCCUUCUUGCCCGUCCCGGCCAAAAGCAAAUUCCCCUGGCCACCAGUCGGCAAAAUGGCCGCGUACGAAGACAGACAAAUGCCAGGUGCAGUUAUCGCGGUUAAAGGCGCGGCGGGGCGAGUCGUCCUGAACGAGGGUAGAAAGCGUAUCCAGCUCAAGGUUACUAGCAAAGGAGAUCGUCCAAUCCAAGUCGGCAGUCACUACCAUUUCAUCGAAGUCAAUCCCAGGCUGGAAUUCGACAGAGUCAGAGCUCACGGCUUCAAACUCGACAUCCCUGCUGGCACUAGUGUUCGUUUUGAGCCUGGAGAUAGCCGGACCGUGCAGCUUGUCCAGAUUGGCGGCAACCAGGUCAUCAAGGGCGGAAACGGUAUAGCAGCAGGGUCUAUCCACGACGAACAGCUUGCAGAGGGCUUUGUACAGCGGCUUCACGAGGGCGGGUUCCUGCACAAGCCUGAGCCCACGCCUGAUCGCCAUCUCGAUCCCUUCUCUAUCGACCGUGAGUCUUACAUCCACAUGUUUGGCCCGACGGUCGGCGACAGGAUUCGUCUUGGAGCUACGGAUCUUUGGAUUAAGGUCGAGAAAGAUCUCACGAGCUAUGGCGACGAAUGCACGUUUGGAGGCGGCAAGACCAUUCGCGAUGGAAUGGGUCAGGCCGUUGGUUGGCCAGAUAGCGACUGCCUUGACACUGUCAUCACCAAUGCCCUUAUCUUGGACUGGACGGGUGUGUACAAAGCUGAUAUCGGCAUCAAGAACGGCAUCAUUGUCGGUAUAGGGAAGGCAGGUAACCCGGAUGUCAUGGCCAAUGUGGACCCCAAGAUGGUGGUGGGGUCGUGCACAGAUGUGGUGGCCGGCGAGAACAAGAUUAUAACGGCUGGAGGCUUCGACAGCCACAUCCACUUCAUCUGUCCGCAGCAAGCCUACGAUGCCAUCGCAUCAGGUAUUACCACGUUCCUUGGAGGUGGCACGGGCCCUAGCACAGGCACGAACGCAACGACAUGCACUCCCGGAGCCGAUCACAUCAAGAAUAUGCUGCAGGUCUGCGAUACUUUACCACUCAAUAUCGGCAUUACCGGCAAGGGCAAUGAUAGUGAGCACCGCCCGUUGACGCAACAAGUUGAAGCAGGUGUGUGUGGGCUGAAGCUGCAUGAGGACUGGGGCACCACGCCGGCGGCUAUCGACAGCUGUCUCACCGUGUGCGAUGAACAAGACGUCCAGUGUCUUAUUCAUACAGACACCCUGAACGAAUCCGGGUUCGUCGAGACGACCAUCGCAGCCAUCAAGGGGCGUGCGAUCCACACCUAUCACACCGAAGGCGCUGGCGGCGGGCAUGCACCCGACAUCAUCUCAGUCGUCGAGCAUUCCAACGUUCUGCCGUCCAGUACCAAUCCGACCCGGCCAUUCACCGCCAACACCCUCGACGAGCAUCUGGACAUGCUGAUGACCUGCCAUCACUUGAGCAAGAAGAUUCCCGAAGAUGUUGCGUUUGCCGAGAGCAGAAUCCGAGCAGAGACCAUCGCAGCCGAAGACGUCUUGCACGACCUCGGUGCCAUCUCCAUGAUGAGUUCCGACUCGCAGGCCAUGGGCCGCUGUGGCGAAGUAAUCCUCCGCACGUGGAACACCGCACACAAGAACAAAGUCCAGCGCGGCCCACUGAAAGAAGACGAAGGAACCGACGCCGACAACGCGCGAGUCAAACGCUACGUGAGCAAAUACACCAUCAACCCCGCCAUCGCGCAGGGCAUGAGCCACCUGAUCGGGAGCAUCGAAAUCGGCAAACUGGCAGAUCUCGUCCUCUUCGACCCCGCGAAUUUCGGCGUGAAGCCGUCUCUCGUGAUCAAGGGAGGCUUCAUUGCGUGGGCGCAGAUGGGCGAUGCUAAUGCGUCGAUCCCCACCGUUGAACCUGUCAUCAUGAGACCCAUGUUCGGCGCCAUGAUCUCCACCAACUCCAUUGCGUGGGUGAGUGAGUUGAGCGUCAGCAGUGGCACCGUGGCCAAGUAUGAUUUGCGCAAGCGCGUGGAGCCUGUGAAGAAUUGUCGGAAGAUUGGGAAGAAGGAUAUGAAGUGGAAUGAUGCCAUGCCGAAGAUGAAGGUGGAUCCGGAACGCUAUACAGUCGAGGCUGAUGGGCAGUUGUGCACCGCAGAGCCGGCGACUACGUUACCCCUGGCUCAGACGUAUUUCUUGUAUUAG
Messenger RNA from Neohortaea acidophila, 2526 nucleotides. RefSeq lists its product as uncharacterized. The coding region runs from base 1 to 2526 and encodes 841 amino acids. The transcript is spliced from 3 exons. The record is from RefSeq and is a predicted model, not a curated record. Lineage: Eukaryota; Fungi; Ascomycota; Dothideomycetes; Mycosphaerellales; Teratosphaeriaceae. Gene Ontology annotation, biological process: urea catabolic process. Gene Ontology annotation, molecular function: nickel cation binding; urease activity; ATP binding. Gene Ontology annotation, cellular component: urease complex.